GGUUCAACGGAGUAGUAAAUCAGACUAGGCUAGGGAUCAUAACCAUAAGAAAAACAUACAAGUUAAUAAUGUCACUUUUCCGAAAACCAAAAAAACACAUAGUUCAAAAGCGUGUUUUCCUCGAAAGCAAUGACGACGACGAUGAAGAACCCAUGGAAAUUACCGAAAUUCCUCAAACUGAAAGGAAGCCGAAGAAAAAAGACAAAUGGGCGAAAUCCAAACAGACGCUAUUGAGUUUUGAAACUGAAGAAGAAGGUGAAGUUUUCCAAGUAAAAAAAUCAUCACACAAUAAAAAGGUGAUGCGUAUGUUUGAAAAGGAAAAAAAGAAAAAGGACAAAUCCGACAAAGAGGACAAAAAAGAUAAGGACAAAACUGAAAUUGUUACUGACGAUUUGGUGUUGGUAAUCAACCCAAGUCACAUUAAACCUCCAACGCCUCCACCACCCAUAUUGAGUGGUCGAGAUGCUUUAUGUGCAGGUAAAAAUGAUAUGUCUUCUGAAGAAGAUGAAGAUUCUAAUACCACAAUGCAUAGAUUCUCCAAACCAGAGAGUUUUAAGAAAGUUCUCGAGUCUGGUGCUAUUCCUGAUGCUGCAAUGAUUCAUGCUGCUAGGAAAAGAAGGCAAAGAGCCAGGGAAUUAGGAGAUUUUGUGCCAGUUGAGGAGGAAGAGCCGGAAGAUACUGGUCGUUUAAUUAGAGACGAUGACAAUGAAGAAAGCGAAGAAGAAAGAAUAGAUAUGGAUGUUAAUAUGGCUAAAAGAGACCAAGACCGACGUCGGGAGCAAUUUUUGUCAGCACAGGGCUCUGAUCAUGAGUUGGAUGAGUGGGAAGAUCAGCAAAUUCGAAAAGGGGUUACAGAAAAUUGUCUCAUCGCAGGCGCUGCUAUGUCUGCUGCUCAAGAUGUAAUGGUUGAAGGCCAUCAAACAGAACUAGUACCAGUGUCUCAACCUCAACUGUCAGCUAUAGAUCCAGGAAUUCCUAGGACGCCUGAAAUGAUUGCUCAAAAACUCAGAGACCACUAUAAAGAAAUUUGUUCUUCACGAGAUGAAAACUUAACAAAAUUGAAGAACAUCCAACAGGAAAUUCAACAAGCAGGAGAAGAACUUGAAGAUUUGCAGUUAAAAGCUCCAGAAGCCGCCGAGCGUUUUAGAUUCUAUCAAGAGCUUAGAGGGUACAUAACAGACUUGGUAGAGUGUUUUGAUGAAAAGGUUGGAGUAAUUUCCAUCUUGGAGCAGAGGGCGUUGGAUUUAAUGGCCAACAAAUCAGCAUGGCUUACAGAAAGAAGACGUCAGGAUGUCAGAGACCAAGCUGAAGAAGCCACUAAUAAAGCAAUGAUGAGAAAGGGACCAGAUGAUGAAGAAAAAGUGAGGAGGGCUGCGGAACGGGAAGGAAGAAGAACGCGGAGAAGGCGGGCCAGAGAAAUACCAAAUCAGAAUAUGCCCAAACAUGUAGAGGGCAUGUCUAGUGAUGACGAAAUUUCACAGCAAAAUAUUUUGACAUUCGACAAAGAAAAAGAACAAAUUGUUCAAGAAUUACAGGAAAUAUUUGAAGAUGUAAUGGAUGAUUACUCUUCAGCGGCGAAUAUUCUUAUUAGAUUUGAGCAAUGGAGAAGUAAGGAUAUAAUGGCUUAUAAUGAAGCUUAUGCAACUUUGUGCCUACCGAAAGUAGUGAGUCCAUUGGUGAGAUUAAAUUUAAUAUUUUGGGACCCUUUGAAUGGGACAAUUGAACUAGAGAAGCUCGAUUGGUACAGAACCUUGGCCCUUUAUGGUUUGCACGACGGGGAGUCUGAACACUCCCUCUCCAAAGAUCCAGAUAUUAACCUUUUGCCCACAAUCAUUGAAAAAGUGUUGGUUCCGAAGUUAACCCAACUGGUGGAUAGAUGUUGGGAUCCUUUGUCAAGUUCCCAAACUUUAAGAUUGGUGGGAGUAGUAGGAAGAUUUAUUAGGAAAUAUCCUAGCCUUGGGCCGGCUAGCAAAUCGUUGACGAAUCUUUUUGGGGCAAUUUCCCACAAAAUGCAAAUUGCCCUAGAACAUGAUGUUUUUAUCCCAGUAACACCCAAAUUAGCAGAUAGUAAAAACCCUUUCUUUCAGAGACAAUUUGCCAGUGGCCUAAAACUUUUGAAAAAUAUUACUAGCUGGCAGGGUAUUUUGAAUGAUAACAAACUCAAGGAGUUGGCCUUGACUUCUCUUUUGAACCGGUAUUUACUUAGUGCUCUAAAGUUUUGUGCCCUGACCGACGCCGUUCAAAAAAUUAAAUUAAUCAGUCAAAUCUUACCCAGAGUUUGGCUUCAAGAGAGCAUGCCAGAAUUUAAGUUGUUCAGUUCUUCCAUAAAUACUUUGUAUGGUCAACUAGAUAAAGAUAACCCAUUGCAUUUGGAGUCCCUAGAUAUAUUGCAUGGUAUUAUGAAAACAUUGAGGAGUGUUAAUGUCUAAUACAUUUAAAGGUGCAGAGGUUUUUUUGCAUCUAUAGUAAAGUGCAAAUAAUUUA
Cylas formicarius (sweet potato weevil) is the source of this 2484-nucleotide messenger RNA. Its product is annotated as PAX3- and PAX7-binding protein 1. Gene Ontology annotation, cellular component: nucleus. The record is from RefSeq and is a predicted model, not a curated record. The transcript is spliced from 4 exons. Bases 69 to 2429 code for a protein of 786 amino acids. Gene Ontology annotation, biological process: mRNA splicing, via spliceosome. NCBI's taxonomy places the organism in Eukaryota, Metazoa, Arthropoda, Insecta, Coleoptera, Brentidae. Gene Ontology annotation, molecular function: DNA binding.